Molecule: messenger RNA, 1502 nt
Organism: Symphalangus syndactylus (siamang)
Lineage: Eukaryota; Metazoa; Chordata; Mammalia; Primates; Hylobatidae
Gene: POU4F1
Product: POU class 4 homeobox 1
Biological process (GO): regulation of transcription by RNA polymerase II
Molecular function (GO): RNA polymerase II cis-regulatory region sequence-specific DNA binding; DNA-binding transcription factor activity, RNA polymerase II-specific
Source: RefSeq, a predicted model, not a curated record
GCGCGGGGCUAGAGCUCUCGGAGAAGCGGGACCGCGAGGCCGGCGCGCGGCGCUCAGCGCGGUCAGAGGGAGCGCCUGGCAGCAGCAGGAGCAGCAGCAGCAGCCCGCGGGGCGGCCGCCGCCAGCCGCCGCGACCGCCGCGGCUGCAGCCUCCGAAGGGAGGCCGAGUGAGCCGGCGUACGCACUUUCCCGCGGACUUUCGGAGUGUUUGUGGAUAUACAUGCCAAGCCGCCACGAUGAUGUCCAUGAACAGCAAGCAGCCACACUUUGCCAUGCAUCCCACCCUCCCUGAGCACAAGUACCCGUCGCUGCACUCCAGCUCCGAGGCCAUCCGGCGGGCCUGCCUGCCCACGCCGCCGCUGCAGAGCAACCUCUUCGCCAGCCUGGACGAGACGCUGCUGGCGCGGGCCGAGGCGCUGGCGGCCGUGGACAUCGCCGUGUCCCAGGGCAAGAGCCAUCCUUUCAAGCCGGACGCCACGUACCACACGAUGAACAGCGUGCCGUGCACGUCCACUUCCACGGUGCCGCUGGCGCACCACCACCACCACCACCACCACCACCAGGCGCUCGAACCCGGCGAUCUGCUGGACCACAUCUCCUCGCCGUCGCUCGCGCUCAUGGCCGGCGCGGGCGGCGCGGGCGCGGCGGGCGGCGGCGGCGGCGCCCACGACGGCCCGGGGGGCGGUGGCGGCCCGGGCGGCGGCGGCGGCCCGGGCGGCGGCGGCCCCGGGGGCGGCGGCGGCGGUGGCGGCCCGGGGGGCGGCGGCGGCGGCCCGGGCGGCGGGCUCCUGGGCGGCUCCGCUCACCCUCACACGCAUAUGCACAGCCUGGGCCACCUGUCGCACCCCGCGGCGGCGGCCGCCAUGAACAUGCCGUCCGGGCUGCCGCAUCCCGGGCUGGUGGCGGCGGCGGCGCACCACGGCGCGGCAGCGGCGGCGGCUGCGGCGGCGGCCGGGCAGGUGGCAGCGGCGUCGGCGGCGGCGGCCGUGGUGGGCGCGGCGGGCCUGGCGUCCAUCUGCGACUCGGACACGGACCCGCGCGAGCUCGAGGCGUUCGCCGAGCGCUUCAAGCAGCGGCGCAUCAAGCUGGGCGUGACGCAGGCCGACGUGGGCUCGGCGCUGGCCAACCUCAAGAUCCCGGGCGUGGGCUCACUCAGCCAGAGCACCAUCUGCAGGUUCGAGUCGCUCACGCUCUCGCACAACAACAUGAUCGCGCUCAAGCCCAUCCUGCAGGCGUGGCUCGAGGAGGCCGAGGGCGCCCAGCGCGAGAAAAUGAACAAGCCCGAGCUCUUCAACGGCGGCGAGAAGAAGCGCAAGCGGACUUCCAUCGCCGCGCCCGAGAAGCGCUCCCUCGAGGCCUACUUCGCCGUGCAGCCCCGGCCCUCGUCCGAGAAGAUCGCCGCCAUCGCCGAGAAACUGGACCUCAAAAAGAACGUGGUGCGGGUGUGGUUUUGCAACCAGAGACAGAAGCAGAAGCGGAUGAAAUUCUCUGCCACUUAUUGA